GAGCAUAAGUGCUGUAUUAACUCUCUUUUUUGUCUUCCUUUGAAUAGCCAUGGUCAGAGAGACACUGCACAAAUUCUUUUGAUGAGAGGAGCCAAAUAUUUACCAGACAAAAAUGGUAUUACUCCACUGGAUCUCUGUGUACAGGGUGGAUAUGGAGAGACUUGUGAAGUCUUAAUCCAAUAUCAUCCUCGACUUUUCCAGACAAUAAUUCAAAUGACGCAGAAUGAAGAUCUACGGGAAAACAUGUUGCGGCAAGUUCUGGAACACUUAUCUCAGCAGAGCGAAAGCCAGUAUCUUAAAAUCCUAACGAGUCUUGCUGAAGUUGCUACAACAAAUGGUCACAAACUGCUUAGCUUGUCAAGUAAUUAUGAAGCUCAAAUGAAGAGUCUCUUAAGGAUCGUGAGGAUAUUUUGCCAUGUCUUUCGCAUUGGCCCAUCCUCUCCCAGUAAUGGAAAUGACAUGGGCUACAAUGGAAAUAAAACUCCAAGAAGUCAGGUGUUCAAGGUCAGAAAAGUAUAUGAUGUUGUUAGGAAGAUAGACGUUAAAGAGAUGAAUUUCACAAAGCAUGCAUUCAUUAAUCAGACAUCUCAUGAACAGGAACCGCUGGAACUGCUCUGGCAUUCGCUAGAUGAGUGGCUCGUUCUUAUAGCCACAGAGCUGAUGAAAAACAAAAGGGACUCUGCCAACAUUACUUCUAUUUUACUGAAGCAAAAAGGACCAGAUCACCAGGAUGCUGCUCCUAUGCCUUCCUUUGCCACUGCAGGAACCGAGGGCAGAAAAGAGCUAUCCACUGAUGCUGGCGAUGCUGCUGAGAAGCAGGAAGCUUGUGCUGAUUGCCAGGAUGUUAUCUCCAUGACAGCAAACAGGCUAAGUGCUGUCAUUCAAGCAUUUUAUAUGUGCUGUUCCUGUCAGAUGCCUCAGGGGAUGACAUCGCCUCGUUUUAUAGAAUUUGUCUGUAAGCAUGAUGAUGUCCUUAAGUGUUUUGUUAACCGAAAUCCCAAAAUAAUUUUUGACCACUUUCAUUUUCUUCUGGAGUGUCCUGAACUAAUGUCCAGAUUUAUGCACAUCAUAAAAGCUCAGCCAUUUAAAGAUCGCUGUGAAUGGUUCUAUGAACAUCUGCAUGCUGGGCAGCCAGAUUCAGACAUGGUGCACAGGCCUGUCAAUGAAAAUGACAUCCUUUUGGUUCACAGAGAUUCUAUUUUUAGGAGUAGCUGUGAAGUUGUGUCUAAAGCAAAUUGUGCAAAACUAAAGCAGGGAAUUGCUGUGAGAUUUCAUGGAGAAGAAGGCAUGGGACAGGGUGUGGUGCGCGAGUGGUUUGAUAUCUUAUCCAGCGAAAUUGUUAACCCAGAUUAUGCCUUAUUUACCCAGUCAGCUGAUGGAACAACUUUCCAGCCCAACAGCAACUCUUCUGUAAAUCCAGAUCAUUUGAACUACUUCCGUUUCGCAGGCCAGAUCCUGGGGCUAGCUCUGAAUCACAGGCAGUUGGUAAACAUCUACUUCACAAGGUCAUUCUACAAACAUAUUCUUGGUAUACCUGUAAAUUAUCAGGAUGUGGCAUCUAUUGAUCCAGAGUAUGCAAAGAACUUGCAGUGGAUUUUAGAUAAUGAUAUCAGUGAUCUGGGUUUAGAGCUGACUUUCUCUGUUGAGACUGAUGUGUUUGGAGCAAUGGAAGAAGUGCCAUUGAAGCCAGGGGGUGCAAGUAUACUUGUUACACAGGAGAACAAGGCUGAAUAUGUCCAGCUUGUCACAGAGCUUAGAAUGACAAGAGCCAUUCAGCCUCAGAUAAAUGCCUUUUUACAAGGCUUCCAUAUGUUCAUUCCACCAUCUUUGAUCCAACUUUUUGAUGAAUAUGAACUGGAGCUUUUGUUGUCUGGUAUGCCAGAAAUUGAUGUGAAUGAUUGGUUAAAAAAUACAGAAUACACCAGUGGCUAUGAGAGAGGAGACCAAGUUAUUCAGUGGUUCUGGGAUGUUGUGGAAGAACUAACUCAGGAAGAGAGAGUAUUACUAUUACAGUUUGUUACUGGCAGUUCCAGGGUGCCUCAUGGUGGCUUUGCCCAUAUAAUGGGUGGCAGUGGAUUGCAAAAUUUUACAAUUGCUGCUGUGCCAUAUACUGCGAAUCUCUUACCAACAUCAAGCACGUGUAUCAACAUGCUCAAAUUACCUGAAUACCCAAGUAAAGAAAUCCUUAAGGACAGGCUUCUUGUGGCAUUGCACUGUGGAAGCUAUGGUUACACAAUGGCAUAAUGAAGUCUAGGAAACUCAUCUGACUCCUGAUGUGGAGUUCCAAGUGGCAGAAGUAAUUUUCUAAACUGUCAAUAGAAAAGCAGCUUAGAUGCUGCAGCCCAUUGGUAGGGCUGAGCUUCAGAAUUCGUACAGGAUCAUCAGCUUUUCCUCCAUUAUUUGUGGUCAAAGUAACUUUGAUACCAUCAUGACAAACUUCUCAGUAUGCUGUAUUUUCAUUUUUAAAAAUGACAGAUCUGUAUGGAAAUUGGUUUACAUGCUUUUCAUUAUUACUUCAGUCUGAAUCAGGAAAUUUGUCAGAAUAUCUUUCCACAGUUUACUUUUGAUUUCAACUGUACGGUUGAAUGACACUUGCAUUUUAGUUUACUUUGCACUCAGAUGGCAUACUGCUUGCUAAUGGACAGACUUGUCCUUUAUGCCUUGUUGCAUGUGAAAGUGCUGUUUAUUUUUGCAGAGAACACUAUAGAAAGUUCAAUUGGAAUAUUGUACAGUAAGACAGAGCUGAUGUAUUUUCCAUUUCUUUGCAUAAUAACAGAAAUAAAAUUUUGUAACUUUUUGGUAUUUUAAUGUAUAUAGUAUGUAAAGAUUAGACUGUUAUCGCUGGAAAAAAUAACAGAUGAAGUUAAUAUCUAAUUUAUAUUAGAAUUUACACUAUAUUCUACUAAUUAUUUAAAGUAUUUGUGACUUUAUAGUCAACUUACAGUUUGGAAUUUGUAAAUAUUAUUUAAUAUCUAUAUCCAUUGUUUGAAUGCCUUUAUUCUUUCCUUGACAUAAUUGUAUGUUCGAAAGGUAUUAUUAAAAUUUAGUAUUUUUACCAGAA
Messenger RNA from Pterocles gutturalis (yellow-throated sandgrouse), 3061 nucleotides. It is a transcript of the gene HACE1, whose product is annotated as HECT domain and ankyrin repeat containing E3 ubiquitin protein ligase 1. Gene Ontology annotation, biological process: protein polyubiquitination; positive regulation of protein catabolic process; proteasome-mediated ubiquitin-dependent protein catabolic process. Gene Ontology annotation, molecular function: ubiquitin-protein transferase activity. Gene Ontology annotation, cellular component: nucleus. The transcript is spliced from 17 exons. NCBI's taxonomy places the organism in Eukaryota, Metazoa, Chordata, Aves, Pterocliformes, Pteroclidae. The record is from RefSeq and is a predicted model, not a curated record. Bases 82 to 2244 code for a protein of 720 amino acids.